UCCGCCAGUAACUAUCCUGUGAGCACGGAGAUCGACCAGUUGUAUAGACGUGGCUGUGGGGUCUCUAUAACGCACGUUUUUGUUGCGAACGCGGUGCCCCAUUACACAGCUUGCUGACUCGUCCUGUUAUAGCCGAAAAGAACGACUGAUAGCCAGUUAGCCUCUGAGAUAGCGUUCGAUCAUUUCGUUCUGUUGUACCGUAUGUCAAGAGGAGAAGACAUCUCCUGCUCAGCGUAUAUGCGCAUUCUAUAGUAACAACGACUACAGCAGUACUCGGGCAAUGUCCGUGUUGAGACAUCGCUAAGCAGGUCGUCCUGAAGUCUUUCAAACGAACGGGUAGCUUUGACUGGAUAUUUGCUCUGACGGCCGUCGGUCACCUGGUCUGUGCUGCUACUGGAAAGUAAGAUGAAACCUACUCUGUACUUCAUUUUUUGUGUGGCCACAGCGGUUGCAACCGACAUCACAGUAUACACUACCGGUGGUCGGAUUCGUGGCGCCGUUGAACGGACACGGGGCAUACCCGUCGCCCGCUUCCUCGGCAUUCCGUACGCAAAACCUCCGUUAGCUUCACUUCGGUAUCGAUCGCCGGAACCAGCUUCGUCAUGGCAAGGAGUUCUAGAAACUAAAGAGUUUCGUGCUGCAUGUGCUCAAGCCAACGGAUCCUUUCCGCCAGACUCUCCCUGGCUUGUAGACAAGAGAAUCGUGAGUGAAGAUUGCUUGUUUCUGAACAUCUGGGCCCCACAGACGCGCACCAAGAGGAAGUCAAUUGUGAUAUUUAUCCACGGCGGUGGCUUCCGUACUGGUACGCCAUCGACGGAGCUGUACGACGGAAAGUUGUUGGCAGCUGUCGGAGGCAUUAUGGUAGUAAGCGUGGCGUAUCGUCUUGGCAGUUUGGGUUUUCUCUACACCGGAGAGGACAGUUCGCCCGGAAAUUACGGUCUGUUGGAUCAGGAGCUAGCUAUUCGCUGGAUAUGGGACAAUGCAGAAGUUUUUGGAGGCGACAGGGCUUCAAUAACGCUCUAUGGCGAAAGCACAGGCGCAAGCAGCACAUGUCUUCAUCUCCUGGCGAUUCGAAAUGCAGGAAUUGUGCGUCGUGCCAUAAUGGCGAGCCCGAGCCCUUACGGGCUACAUCCGCAGAACGCAAUUGGUCGUGAGUUGGCGACAAGGCUGGCGGAAGCCGUCGGAUGCGAGGUGAAUGGAGACGAGUGGAUCAAGGUCGUGUCUUGCCUACGGUCAGUUCCAAUUGAAGCCAUACUACAAGCAGAAGACACACAAUACCCUGACAUGCUCCUCACUUUCACGCCGUCGUUCGGCCACGGCUACGUACCGCGGCCAUUUCAGGAAACACUUCGAGACCCGCAUCUCAUCCCUAUUGAUGCCUUAUUGAUCGGCGUAAAUGCACAGGAAGGAAGCAUAUUCCUCUACACCGAAGACCCGGAACGUUUCAACAUGAACAGUGAACCUGAAGGACUGACCUACUCUGAGGUGCUAGCGUUUAUGACUCGUCACUUCUAUCCUGGCUUACCAGAAGCUUUGCAAAACGCCACUACCCGCGAUUUUGAGGCAAACGUCCAGCAGGGAGAAGGAAUACUUCAGUCGCUGACAAACGCUUUAGGCGACCUUCUAAUUACGUGUCAAACAGAAUUUUUUGCUGAAGCAUAUGCGAAGCAAAACUACAAGGUCUACUACUAUGUAUUCGAUCAUCGGUCAGUGAAAAGUCGCUUUCCUGUGUGGAUGGGCGCAGCGCACUUUACCGAGCUCGAGUACACCUUCGGUAUGCCGUUUCGGUUUCCAGAGCGCUACACAGACCUGGAUCGGGAGCAGAGUAUGCUAAUGAUGAAACAUUUCACGCACUUCAUCAACACAGGAAGGCCAACCUCACCAGAUGGCACCGAAUGGCCCACUUACACCAAGGAAGACCCUCAUCAUGUAAGACUUCAUGCUAGCAACACCAGCGUCGGUACUGCGUUCCAUGAAAACGGGUGUCGUCUUUUCCGCGAAGCUUACGUUUCAGUCGGCCUCAUAAAACCAUGAGAAGCACAGACGAGCGAAAGUCGUGAAAUAAAAUUUACUUGUGUGUCA
Ornithodoros turicata is the source of this 2082-nucleotide messenger RNA. RefSeq names its product acetylcholinesterase-like. The coding region runs from base 406 to 2034 and encodes 542 amino acids. Gene Ontology annotation, molecular function: acetylcholinesterase activity. Gene Ontology annotation, biological process: choline metabolic process; acetylcholine catabolic process. Lineage: Eukaryota; Metazoa; Arthropoda; Arachnida; Ixodida; Argasidae. The record is from RefSeq and is a predicted model, not a curated record. The transcript has 2 exons. Gene Ontology annotation, cellular component: plasma membrane.